CGCUCCCGCUCGGGAGGAAGCUGCUUCACAGUGUGAUGCAAACAUCAUCCAGUUACUGCAGGUACCAGAACGAUUCCAUGCAGCUGUCGCAGACCAAAAGAGCCAAGAUGCCACACGGAAGGCCAGAUUCGAUGGGCAGUUUUGAGGAUGACUGCGAGAGGGAUUAUGAGAACAUCGAUCCCAAUCAGCCACCACCCCAGCCUCAGAUGCAGCCUCAGUGGCAAGCAAAGGCAGAGCCAGCUAUCUCCAUCCCGAAGGCAGCAGAGCAGAGAGGCUGUGGGAGAAAGUCCUUGGGCAUCCUCUAUGCCCUGGUGGGGGUGUCUCUGCUGGUGUCGACAGCUGCCUUCUUGCUAAUGCUCCUGAAAUGGAUCCCGUGCUGCUCGCAUGGCUGGGAGGAGUUCCAGAAGAAAUGCUACUUUUUCUCCCUUGAAAAGGAGCCCUGGGAAAUGGCCAGGAACUCGUGCAGCAACCACAGUGCAGAGCUAGCUGUCAUCAGCAACCCGUGGGAGCAGGCCUUCCUGACAGUGGGGAUCAAUUCUGUUCAGCACUGGAUCGGCCUGAGCCUCAAAGGCGCAGAAGGAAGCUGGAUGUGGGUGGAUGGCUCACCGGUAUCAUACAUAUCUUCAGGGAUCCCCAGUGUUAACACUCAGAAACGCUGCAUCCAUCUCACAGGGGAUGACAGAGGCAACUGGAGCAACGCAGAUUGUGGGAAUCGCUAUAACUUCAUUUGUGAAAGAGCUGGGCCCUUUUGUGUGUAAUUUUCACCUUUGAAAACAUUUUGCCGUUUUGAGGUUUAUUUUCUUUAAGCAGCCAAUAAAAGCCAACAGAGCCCUGGCCGCCGUCGUGGGCUAGCUCACCUCGCUGAGUGCGUCCGGGCUGAGUCGGAGCUACUGGAUACGGCGAGAUCUAGAGGACUUUCAGCUUUCAACCUCCCUCCUAGCCGAGCAAAACCCAAUGUCUAGCUGAGAAGCUGCCAGACCUGGGUCCUGCUCGGAGCUCUGCACUUGCUGUGUGACCUGGCACAGGUCAUUGUUGUGGAGUAGUCUAUUUCAUCAUGUAAGAUCCAGGCCAGGUGCUGAGUACCAUUGACUGCCACUAAAGUCAGAAGUGGUCAGCCCCUGGCACGAUGAGACCCACAAUCCCUCUGUUUCUCCCAUCGCUCUCCAGAGUCCCUUGUUCCCACUAGGUUUAGUUCUCAGGGUACUUCACUAAUUGGUUGUGCUGGCAUUUAAAUCUGAAGCCCAAAGGAGUCUGCUUGUGAAGUUAUAGGGAGUUCUGUGCAGUGAGGGCAGGGAUCCCCCAGCAGUUCCAGUUUCCUGCAGGAGUAUCAGGUGCAUCUCUCUAGCCAGUGGAGAGAACAUCUGUGUGAAUCUGGGUUCAGCUCACUGGGCGCUCAGAACUCUGCAGAAAUCCCUCUUCUACUGCAGUAAACAGUGCUCUAAUCCUGUCUGAUCCUGGACACCCCCUGCUCGCCCCUGCCAGUCCCCGAGUGCCUCCUGCCAGGGGCUGCCUAGAGCCAGCGGCACUAGACAGGAUGAGGCUUUUAUCCAUCAGUGAGUCACCCACCUGAAGUCACACAGCAAGUCAGUGGAAGGAUUGGGGCAAGAACCCAAGAAUCCAGGCACCCAGCCCCCCUCUCCUCCUCCCCCACCCACUCUAAGUACUAGGCCUUGUAUACACUACAGUUUUGUCAGCAAAAGUUAUGCUGCUUUAAUUAAAAUUGCUGUUGCAUGUCCACACUA
Messenger RNA from Gopherus flavomarginatus (Mexican gopher tortoise), 1742 nucleotides. RefSeq names its product C-type lectin domain family 4 member F-like. Lineage: Eukaryota; Metazoa; Chordata; Testudines; Testudinidae. The transcript has 6 exons. The record is from RefSeq and is a predicted model, not a curated record. Bases 36 to 758 code for a protein of 240 amino acids.